AUGGCCGCGCCGCCACUCCGGCCGGAGGCGGAAGAGGGCGGCAAGGGCGCCGAGGUCUGCCUGUUCGACCAGUCGCAGGAGGAUUUCUCCAGGGCGGUACGCGCCAUCUCGGAGCUCGCCACCGGCGACCCCCAGCCGGGGUUCCCUGACGCCGAAGUAGAAAGGCUCGCCUCCUCAGUGACGUUCCUCAGAGAAUGGAGGCAUUUCUCUUAUGAGCCAAAAGGUGUGAGUUUCGUUUACGGCGCUGGACCAGCUUCAUCCGCAGAUGACACACCUGAGAUAACCUUACCACAGUUCUCAUCUGCAUCUUUUCCUCAGUGCGAAUCAAUGCAGGUCACACACUUGGAAGGUGGGAGAGAUAAGAAUACAGACAGUUCUGAUUUCAUUUUGUUCGCUGGGGGAAGUGUUUGGUCGCUGGACUGGUGCCCAAAGUUGUGCGACAAGCCUUGUUCUCGUGUAAAUUGUGAGUAUCUUGCUGUUGCUGCUCAUCCUCCUGGUUCUUCUUACCAUAAGCUUGGUAUGCCAUUGAUUGGCAGAGGUAUCAUUCAAGUUUGGUGUCUCGUAGCACCCUUUGAAGAGGCAGAUCCUCAUCAGUCAAUGAUUGCGUACAGUAAGAGCAAUCGUAGAGGAAGGCCUAGAAAAAUACCAGACGAGAAUAACUCCAUUGAGAGUUCAUCAGUUCCUCGAAAACCGAUAGGGAGACCAAGAAAGAUAAAACUGACAACCACUGAUGAUCACACAGAACCAUGUCUGAAAAAACCAAGGGGCAGACCAAGAAAGAUAGAACCAGCAACUACUGCUGAUCAGGAAGAACCAAGUAUGAAAAAACCAAGGGGGAGACCAAGAAAGAUAGAACCAGCAACUACUGAUGAUCACGAAGAACCAAGUAUGAAAAAGCCAAGGGGGAGACCAAGAAAGAUAAAACCUGCAACUGCUGAUGAUUACGCAGAACCAAGUCUGAGAAAACCAAGGGGGAGACCAAGAAAGAUAAAACCUGCAACUGCUGAUGAUUACUCAGAACCAAGUCUGAGAAAACCAAGGGGAAGACCAAGAAAGAUAAAACCUGCAACUACUGCUGAUCAUGCAGAACCAAGUCUGAGAAAAACAAGGGGCAGACCAAGGAAAACCAAGUGCAAUGUCCAUUUGAAUGCUGCAUCAUUUGAUGCCGCAUCAUUAGCACUUGGCUUGUGCAAUGCAAAUUACAAGGAAGAAUCAAGUGCCCAACAUAGAAAGAAGUCUGUUUCAACAGAGUGUAGUUCUUCAACCACAUUCAGUGGCAAAGAACAAAACAAUCAGCCAACUCCCAAACCAAGUGACAAUGUGGUCUCAGUUGAAAAGUGCAAGAAAGAAUUACUUGUCUACACCAGAAGGCGUGUACGACCUCCUACAAAGAAAUCUGCUCCGAAUGAGACUUGCUCACUGGCUCUUAGUGAUGACGUACAGAAGAUGGAGACAUCCUACACAUCCAUCAUGCCAAAUAAUCAUUUGUCUUCUGUUGAGGAUCCCAAACUAUCGGGUUCAUCUAUGAGUGAAGACAUGACUAAUGAGGCUGGUUUGGUUGGAUGUAAGAGCACAGUUAUUAACUGUGAGGUCAUGGAAAUGAAUGAUGGUGAGGCUGCCAAUCAAGUUGUCCAUGCUCCUUUUGAAGAUAGUGCCCAGAUGAUUGUUGAAGUGGAAAAUACAGAAGUAUCUCCAAUACAAAAAUCAAGUAAAAAUGAUAAUAUAAUUACUUGUGCAGAAAACUCAAACCUUUCUGCAAUCCCCAAGGGCAUUCAUCUACCAAGGGUCGUCUUGUGUUUAGCUCAUAAUGGAAAAGUUGCUUGGGACAUCAAAUGGAAGCCUCCUUUACAAAAUCAGUUAGAACAGAAAUCACGUUUGGGUUUUCUUGCAAUACUGUUGGGAAAUGGCUCACUGGAAGUAUGGGAAGUUCCAUCUCCAAGCAUAAUCCAGAAGAUAUAUUCAUCUUCUUUGAUGAAGGGUACCGACCCUCGCUUUCUAAAGCUGCGGCCUGUAUUUAGGUGUGCUAAAGUGAAGUGCGGGAACAUACAGAGCAUUCCCUUGACAGUUGAUUGGUCGCCUUCUCCUCAUGAUAUGAUACUGGCAGGAUGUCAUGAUGGAACGGUUGCUUUAUGGAAGUUCUCUACAGACUUGCCAGCACAAGAUUCAAAACCUUUUAUGUGUGUCACUGCUGAGUCUGUUCCCAUCAGAGCCCUCUCGUGGGCACCAUAUGUAAGUGAGGAAGAGACAAACACCUUUGUCACUGCUGGAGAUGAUGGCCUAAAAUUCUGGGAUUUAAGAGAUCCAUACCGUCCUCUGUGGGAACUAACUACUGCCCCAAGGGCUGUUUUAAGUCUUCAUUGGUUAAAGGAUGCAAGAGGUAUUGUCAUCUCAUUGGAAGAUGGUACAUUGAAGUUCCUCAGCUUACCUACAAUAGCCAAUGAUGUACCUGUCACCGGAAGGCCAUUCACUGGGACUAAAACUCAGGGCAUUCGUACUUAUCAAUUAUCAGAAUAUUUGAUAUGGGACGUCCAUGUCUCAGAAAUUACAGGUCAAGCAGCUUAUUGCGUGGUAGAUGGUACUGCUGUCCGCUUCCAGCUUACUAAGAGAUUCUGGGAGAAGAAACCUGGGAGGAACCGUGUACCUUAUUUCCUCUGUGGUUCACUGGCAGAGGAGGGGACAGUCAUUAAGAUCGGUGGCACGUUGCAAAGCUCUCCUUUAUCGAAUGUUCCUCUGGUCACGAAAAAGGGUCCAGAAUCAUGCCAAGAUGUAGAUCAAACGGACGAUAUGCGGAAAGAGGAACUACGGACUCUCACUAACUCAGAACAUGUAGAUCCAGAACUCAGAGAUGGUGAGCUAGAUGAAGGCCGAGAAACUAGUGCUCUAGUUUUAGCUGAUGCUCUAAUGCAAGAGAGUGAUGGCAUGCACAACGGCCCAGUUGAUGAAAACGCUAAAGACGACUUGGAGGCCUUCCCUCCCAAAUCUGUAGCGCUGCAUCGGUUGAGAUGGAACACAAAUAGAGGCAGCGAGAGAUGGUUAUGCUAUGGAGGCGCCGCAGGCAUUAUUCGUUGUCAGAGGAUCUAA
Molecule: messenger RNA, 3081 nt
Organism: Triticum turgidum subsp. durum (durum wheat)
Lineage: Eukaryota; Viridiplantae; Streptophyta; Magnoliopsida; Poales; Poaceae
Source: the annotation of a GenBank genome assembly